Messenger RNA from Colletotrichum destructivum, 1770 nucleotides. RefSeq names its product Putative Iron hydrogenase, large subunit. The transcript has a single exon. Gene Ontology annotation, biological process: iron-sulfur cluster assembly. Bases 1 to 1770 code for a protein of 589 amino acids. The record is from RefSeq and is a predicted model, not a curated record. Gene Ontology annotation, cellular component: cytosolic [4Fe-4S] assembly targeting complex. NCBI's taxonomy places the organism in Eukaryota, Fungi, Ascomycota, Sordariomycetes, Glomerellales, Glomerellaceae.
AUGAGCGCGAUUCUCUCGGCAGACGACUUGAACGACUUCAUUAGUCCAGGCGUCGCCUGUAUCAAGCCAAUCGAAACCCUCCCCUCCGCCGCGCCUUCAUCGCAAGACGCCUCCUCCCUCGAGCACGAAGUAAUCCUUGACGGCCAGCCCGGCUCCGCCGCCGCAGCAAACGCUCCGCCGGCCGAAAUCUCCUUGACAGACUGCCUCGCCUGCUCCGGCUGCGUCACCUCCGCCGAGGCCGUCCUCGUGAGCAUGCAGUCCCAUACCGAGGUCCUCAACACCCUCGACUUCGGCCCCGCGCUGCGCAUCGUCGGCCCCGAUGGCAGCGGCCAGUUCCGCGUCGAUGGCCUCGAGGACGAGAGCCGCAAGCUGUUCGUUGCCAGCGUGUCGCCCCAGACGAGGGCGAGCCUGGCAGCCGCGGCGGGGGGCGGCACGACCGAGGAGGAGGCCGGACACAUGCUCGAGAGGCUGCUCAGCGGACCCGAAGGCCUUGCGAGCGCGGGGAAGCACAGGAAUGGAUUCACGUGGGUCCUAGACACGAACGUCGCGCGCGAGGCGUGUUUGGUCCUCGGCGCAGACGAGGUCUUGGGCGCCGAGAGAGCGCCUGCGUCAGCGGCGGCGGCGGCGACGAAGCCCAUCCUCACGUCGUCAUGUCCCGGCUGGGUGUGCUACGCCGAGAAGACGCACCCGUACGUGCUCCCGCACCUGUCACGUGUCAAGUCGCCUCAGGCGCUGAUGGGCACGUUGCUCAAGACCACUCUCAGCAAGAAACUCGGGAUCCCGCCGAGCAGGAUCUGGCAUCUGGCCGUCAUGCCGUGUUUCGACAAGAAACUCGAGGCGAGCCGCGAGGAGCUCACCGACUCAGUCUGGGCGGGAGACGGGCUUCCAGGCAGGGGCGUCCGCGACGUCGAUUGCGUCAUCACAAGCAAGGAGGUCCUCAUGCUGGCGGAAUCAAGGGGCUUGAAUUUCUUUGACGUCCCCCGGAGCAAGCUUAACCACCAGCGUCCACUUUUUCCCGACGCGCGUCUGGCAAGCUUCCUCUUCCCCGGCCACGGCGCCCACCGCUCGUCCCGGGCGGCCGGAACGUCCGGCGGCAACCUCUACUUCACCCUUCAAUCUGUGGCCUCCAAGCAUCCCAAUUCCCAGAUCCAAGUCGUUCGCGGACGCAACGCCGACGUUGUCGAGUUCAUCGUUGCCUCUUCCGCCGGAGACCCGAUAUUCAAAGCCGCCAGAUACUAUGGAUUCCGCAACAUUCAAAACCUGGUACGCAAGCUGAAGCCGGCACGGCCGUCCCGCAUGCCCGGCGGCAAGGCGUUCGGCGCCGCCAGGCGGCCGACCGGCAAGUCGGCCGGGCUUGAGUAUGCCUACGUCGAAGUCAUGGCUUGCCCCGGUGGCUGCACUAACGGUGGUGGACAGAUUAAGGUCGAUGACCCCAUCAUCGUCGAGCGCAAGGGUUACGAGGUCAAGCCGGGGCCCGAGGAGCAGAAGUACUUUUUGGCAGAGGUUGACGAGGCGUACUUCUCGGCGGAGGACUCGGACGGCGAGGACGCUGUAUCCCUGAACGGAGACGCUAGAAGAGAUGUUGUUGAUGGAAUUUCGCCUUCUUAUAUUCGGAAUACCCUGGCGCAUUGGGCGGAGAUUACUGGCAUAGACCUCAGUAGACUGGCGCUCACCACGUAUCGCGAAGUGGUCAGCGACGUGGGCAAGGACAAGGUGAGCGAGACGGAACGCGUUGUCCAGCUGGCGGGUAAGAUUGGCGGGGGCUGGUAG